AUGAUCCAGCGAUAUAUUAACAAGCUCAAUGAGUUGAAAGCCCGAAACCACGAGAUGUGGCCCAUGCGUGACAUGAUCUGGAGUGGGUGCCACUUUCGUUUCGGACGGAUCAGAGAGCAAACUCAACAUUACUCGGAAGAUCACAAAGUCGUCAAAGAAGCAGACUAA
Messenger RNA from Phytophthora nicotianae INRA-310, 168 nucleotides. RefSeq lists its product as hypothetical. NCBI's taxonomy places the organism in Eukaryota, Oomycota, Peronosporomycetes, Peronosporales, Peronosporaceae. The coding region runs from base 1 to 168 and encodes 55 amino acids. The record is from RefSeq and is a predicted model, not a curated record. The transcript has 3 exons.